Apodemus sylvaticus (European woodmouse) is the source of this 1500-nucleotide messenger RNA. RefSeq names its product bile acid-CoA:amino acid N-acyltransferase-like. Gene Ontology annotation, biological process: acyl-CoA metabolic process; fatty acid metabolic process. Gene Ontology annotation, cellular component: peroxisome. The transcript has 3 exons. The coding region runs from base 36 to 1295 and encodes 419 amino acids. Gene Ontology annotation, molecular function: fatty acyl-CoA hydrolase activity. The record is from RefSeq and is a predicted model, not a curated record. NCBI's taxonomy places the organism in Eukaryota, Metazoa, Chordata, Mammalia, Rodentia, Muridae.
UUCCUGAAGAAUUGUCCAAGGCUCCUUCUGCAAUAAUGGCCAAGCUGACAGCUGUUCCUCUCAGUGCUCUUGUUGAUGAGCCCGUGCACAUCCGGGUCACAGGCCUGGCCCCCUUUCAGGUGGUGUGCCUUCAGGCAUCAAUGGAAGAUGAGAAGGGAAUUCUGUAUAAGUCUCAGGCCUUCUACAGGGCCAGUGAAGUGGGUGAGGUAGAUCUGGAGCGUGAUUCCUCACUUGGAGGAGACUACAUGGGGGUCUACCCCAUGGGUCUUGUCUGUUCCUUAAAACCUGAAAAGCCAUUGAGUAGAUUGGCAAAAAGAGACGUGAAUAUCCCCUACCUACUCCACAUAAAACUUUGCCAUCCAUACUUUCCAGUACAAGGCAUAGUGGUCAGUCCUCCAUUGGAUAGCCUGAUUCUGGAAAGGUGGUAUAUGGCACCUGGUGUCACGAGGAUCCAGGUAAAGGAAGGCCGCAUCCGGGGAGCCCUGUUUCUGCCUCCAGGAGAAGGCCCUUUCCCAGGGGUCGUUGAUUUGUUUGGAGGCACUGGUGGACUGGUUGAGUUCCGGGCUAGCCUCCUGGCCAGUCAUGGCUUUGCCACCUUAGCUCUGGCUUAUUUUGGCUAUGAUGACCUGCCCUCUCGACUCGAGAAGGUAGAUCUAGAAUAUUUUGAAGAAGGUGUAGAGUUUCUCCUGAGACAACCUAAGGUCCUGGGCCCAGGUGUUGGCAUUGUUUCUGUAUGCAUUGGAGCAGAGAUUGGACUUUCUAUGGCUAUUAACCUAAAACACAUAACAGCCACUGUACUUAUAAAUGGGCCUAAUUUUGUUACUUGUAAUCCACAUGUAUAUCGUGGUCAGGUCAUUCCACCUACACCCAGCAAUGCAGAAUUUGUAACCACCAAUGCCAUGGGACUUGUAGAGUUUUAUCGAACCUAUGACGAAACUGCAGGUAAGAAUAGCAAAUAUUGGUUUCCCAUUGAAAAAGCUCGUGGACAUUUUCUUUUUGUGGUGGGAGAAGAUGAUAGAAAUUUCAAAAGCAAGCUUUAUGCUAAUCGAGCCACAGCACAGCUGACAAAAAGUGGGAAGAAGAAUUGGACUCUGCUGUCUUAUCCUAGGGCAGGCCACCUGAUUGAGCCUCCCUACUCCCCUAUGUGCAUAGCCUCAAGGUCACCUGCUGUGACCCCAGGCAUCUACUGGGGAGGAGAGGUUAUCCCACAUGCAGAUGCACAGGAGCAUGCUUGGAAGGAGAUCCAGAAAUUUCUCAAGCAGCAUCUCAUUCCAGAUUUGAGCAGUCAGCUCUGAGUGAACGUGAUUGUAUUACUGGAAAGUGGAGCUGGGCAUCUCCUGGCCAGCACUACUCCUCAUUUCUAUAGAGCAAUGCCUUGGAUCUCUUAUCAGAUGAAGAAGGAGAGUACCACAAGAAAAUGCAGGAGGGCAUGGAGUGAUAACCUCUUGACUUUGGAAGAGGAAACAUGCUUUCCAUGGAAUGAAAUGACAUGCAAUGAGA